AUGCUCCGGUCAGUUGAAUAUGGAGCCGUGAAGACUGUGGUUUCCAGGUCGUCUGCUUCGUUCGAGACAUGGGGAGGAGGUGUGAGUGAGGGAGUGCAGAGGGAAUAUGGAGACGUUGAUGGGAGGGAGGAAAAUGGGGAGGAGAAGGAGAAGGAGGAGGAGGAGGAGGAGGAGGAGGAGGAGGAGGAGGAGGAGGAGGAGGAGGAGGAGGAGGAGGAGGAGGAGGAGGAGGAGGAGGAGGAGGAGGAGGAGGAGGAGAGGGAGGAGGAGGAGGAGGAGGAGGAGGAGGAGGAGGAGGAGGAGGAGGAGGAGGAGGAGGGAGGAGGAGGAGGAGGAGGAGGAGGAGGAGGAGGAGGAGGAGGAGGAGGAGGAGGAGGAGGAGGAGAAGCGAGGAAGGCCAUGUAUGACAUCACAGGGCAGGAAGCCAGGAGGAGGGGAGAGGGGCAGGUGCCAGGGGGGCUGGAGGAACACUGCAAGCAUGUCACGACUCCACGCACACGCGGGGUGGAUGGCACGCGCUGA
Molecule: messenger RNA, 522 nt
Organism: Closterium sp. NIES-65
Lineage: Eukaryota; Viridiplantae; Streptophyta; Zygnematophyceae; Desmidiales; Closteriaceae
Source: the annotation of a GenBank genome assembly